This is a messenger RNA of Lynx canadensis (Canada lynx), 2235 nucleotides long. It is a transcript of the gene TMC4, whose product is annotated as transmembrane channel like 4. The record is from RefSeq and is a predicted model, not a curated record. The coding region runs from base 27 to 2012 and encodes 661 amino acids. NCBI's taxonomy places the organism in Eukaryota, Metazoa, Chordata, Mammalia, Carnivora, Felidae. Gene Ontology annotation, molecular function: mechanosensitive monoatomic ion channel activity. The transcript has 13 exons. Gene Ontology annotation, cellular component: plasma membrane.
AUUCUCUGGCCUGAGACACGGUCAGAAUGUGUGAGCCUCCGCCAAUAAAGUGUUUCGCAAAGACCGUACGUGUCCCUGUGGGUGAUCGACGGGCGUGGGGCUCGUGGCGCCGCACUCCCAGGGACCACGCUGGCGUCCGUGGGCUUGUUCCCAGGACGUUUCCCGGCAGCCGCCCUGACGCUGAAGUGCUUACUGUCCUCCCACCACCGCCACCUGGUGGCCAGGUGCGGACCUGCCCGGGGUCCCUUCCUUACCUGGGGCAGUCCCCGCCCAGCCGGCCGCUAGAGACGGAAACAGUCGCACCUGGGGCCAUGGAAGCGGGCCCGACGUGGGAACCGGAGGCCUGGGGCUCCUCCGGAGGCUGGCCGGCACCCCGGGGGGCCAGAGCAGGCCCCUCGCUCUCCUCUGUGCUGAAUGAGCUCCCCAGUGCCGCCACCCUUCGGUACCGAGGACCCGGGGUUCUCCCCUGGGGGGCAUCGGGGGAGGAGGAAGAAGAUGGAGAGAACAACAUCCAGGCCAUGGCCGAAGCCGCCCAAAAGGAGCUGGGAGAACCCAUCCCCUCCAGGGAACUCCCCUGGCCCAUGCAGGCCCGCCGGACCCACAGGCAGAGCCAUGCCAGGGACAAAGUGGCCCAGAGAUCGGGUUCCAGGGUGGCCCAGUGGGCCCUGCGGCUUCGGCGGUCCAAGGAGAAGACCCAGGAACGCCUGCACACCUUGCAGCCCUGGGCGUGGACGCUGAAAAGGAUCGGGGGCCAGUUUGGCGCCGGCACCGAGUCCUACUUCUCGCUACUCCGCUUCCUGCUGCUUCUCAACGUGCUGGCGUCCGUGCUGAAGGCCUGCAUGACACUGCUGCCCACCUGGCUGGAGGGGACGCCCCCGGGUCCCCCUGGCCCUGACACCUCCUCACCCUGUGGCUUCUACAACCCCGACCCCCAAGGCCUGGUCACCUUCCCCACCCACCUCUUCAGCUUGCUCUCAGGAGUGGGUUUUCUAGAAUGGUCUCCUCUCUUCUAUGGGUUCUACCCACCCCGCCGACACCUAGCGGUCGCCUACCUGUGCUCCGUCUUUGUCAUUGGCCUUCUGCACCUGGUGCUCAUCCUCCACCGGUCAGUGACACCUGGGACCCCGGGGAGGGAGUCGUGCCGCCAGAUUGUUUUUAUCCUGCUCAGGACCGUGUUUCUCCGCCUGGCCUCCCUGCUGGUCUUGCUCUUCUCUCUUUGGAAUCAGAUCACUUGCGGGGGCAACGCUGAGGCUGAGGAGUGCAAAACCUGUGGCUACAAGUACAAAGAGCUACCGUGCUGGGAGACUCGGCUGGGCCAGGAGAUGUACAAACUCCUGAUCUUUGAUCUGCUAACUGGACUGGCUGUCAUGCUGCUCAUCCAGUUUCCUCGGAAGCUGCUCUGUGGCCUCUGUCCCGGGCCGCUGGGACGCACGGUGGGAACCCAGGAGUUCCAGGUGCCCGACGAGGUGCUGGGACUCAUCUACGCGCAGACGGUGGUCUGGGUAGGGAGUUUUUUCUGCCCUUUACUACCUAUGCUCAACACGGUCAAGUUCCUGCUACUUUUCUAUUUCAAGAAGUUCACCCUUUUCUCCACCUGCUCUCCGGCCUCCCGCACCUUUCGGGCCUCCACGGUGAACUUCUUUUUCCCCUUGGUCCUUCUUCUGGGUCUGACCAUCUCUGCUGUUCCCGUCCUUUAUAGCAUCUUCUUGAUCCCACCUUCUAAGCUGUGUGGCCCCUUCCGAGGUCAGUCGUCCAUCUGGGCCAAGAUCCCUGAGUCAAUUUCCAGUCUCCCUCGGAUCACCCAGAACUUUCUCUUUUUCCUGGGGACCCAGGCUUUUGCUGUGCCUCUUCUGCUAAUCUCCAGCAUCCUGAUGGUGUAUACCUUGGUCUUGGCUAACUCAUAUGGACGUCUCAUCUCUGAGCUCAAACGCCAGAUAGAGACGGAGGCGCAGAAUAAGGUCUUCCUGGCACAGCGCGCUGUGGCACUGAGCUCGGCCAGCGGGGCUCUUUGACCUCCCCUACCCUUGCUCAGGACGAUGUCCCACUUUCUGACCCAGACCUGCCCCCCCAGACCCUUUGUAAGCCUCCGGCACAUCAUCUGUAAAAUGGAGGAAGUGGAGAAAACCCAUGCCCUUAACAGCCUUGGGAUUUGGGGAUUCCCAGGACUCUGAAGCUCCCCCACCCUGGGACACCAGUGAACGUCUCUCUUUUAUCAAUAAAGAGGCCCAGCUUGCA